Molecule: messenger RNA, 216 nt
Organism: Penicillium canariense
Lineage: Eukaryota; Fungi; Ascomycota; Eurotiomycetes; Eurotiales; Aspergillaceae
Exons: 1
Coding region: 1-216 (71 amino acids)
Source: RefSeq, a predicted model, not a curated record
AUGACAAGCCGCGGUGAAAGCGAGGCGUCUGUUGAAGAUCGGGCCUCACCAGUGUCUCUGCCGGGCUGUCGCAGCCCUCGCAGCUCUCCGGGCACUGCUGAGAGGGCCAGCGCAUCGCGCACCGCGUGGGGCCGGCUGAUUGGCCUCUGGCCGACUGGCGACGGCCUGCUCUGCAGCUGUCUGCAGGCUGCAGCUCUGGUGAUGCCUGCGGACUGA